Messenger RNA from Magnolia sinica, 1118 nucleotides. RefSeq names its product transcription factor MYB93-like. Bases 25 to 1011 code for a protein of 328 amino acids. The transcript is spliced from 3 exons. The record is from RefSeq and is a predicted model, not a curated record. Lineage: Eukaryota; Viridiplantae; Streptophyta; Magnoliopsida; Magnoliales; Magnoliaceae.
AUAAAACAAAGAGAAAAAAUCACGAUGGGAAGAUCUCCUUGCUGUGAUGAGAAUGGUCUCAAAAAGGGCCCUUGGACCCCUGAAGAAGAUAAGAAGUUGGUCGAACAUAUUCAAAGACGUGGGCAUGAAAGCUGGAGAUCUCUCCCUAAGCUUGCAGGCCUGAAUAGAUGUGGGAAGAGUUGCAGAUUAAGAUGGACAAAUUACUUGCGGCCUGAUAUAAAGAGAGGGAAGUUCUCCAAAGAAGAAGAAGAGACUAUUCUCAAUCUCCAUUCCAUCCUUGGAAACAAAUGGUCCACGAUCGCAACGCAUCUCCCGGGCCGAACAGACAAUGAAAUCAAGAAUUUUUGGAACACCCAUCUAAAGAAGAAUCUGAUUAAGAUGGGUUAUGAUCCAGUGACCCACUUACCACGGACCAAUCUCUUCGCUAGCUUGCAACAACUGAUUGCCAUUGCCAAUCUGAAAGAGGUGAUCAUGGACUAUCAUCACCGGCCAUUGGAAGAACAGGUGGCUAUAUUACAAGAAGCUGUCGAAUUAGCCAAGCAUGAGUCCAUGCAAUGCCUCCUUCAAUCGACGGCCACGAUGACAAGGACAUCAGACGGCUUACAUACCAUUGAGGGCAUGGAAGCCAUCAAUCUGUUGAAUUCAGUGCCAUUAAACAAAGAGAUCAUGCUGUCCCAACCUUGCCUGUUGGAAAAUACUUCUCCAACCGUUCCAUCACAACCGUUGAAUGAUCAAAUGCCCUUAAAUCAUCAAUCAGAUCAAGUUCAAUUACCGUGCGAUUUUUGGCCACCCAUGAACAAUGAAAUAGACCAAGAUUUCAACUUUACAGUGUUUGGCCAUGAAUAUACCACACCCAAAUCCUCAUUAUCCCUUCCUUUUACUGACCUUCUCACAGAGAAAUCAAUCAGCAAUGGUGAUGGUGGUGAUUGCAUUACUUCUAGCUAUGAAGGAGCUGCUCCUCCCUUUUUCUUUGACCUUCAUGAAGACCCUUUUCUUCUUGAUAUUGCUUAGAUCCUGAUAAGUGCACCUGCGGGCUGCAACCAUCAAAUUGCGAGAUCAGAACUGUUCAUCAGGUGGGCCCCACAGUGCAUAUAAAGAUCAGAAGUGUGGCCCGCUCU